AGUCAUCAGUGAGGAUUUACGACUGGUCAACAAAGGCACGUGAUUCCCGAACGCUCUCCCAUAUUUGGCCGCAUACCUGGCAAAGUACAGUAGGGCUUCAUUGCUUAUAAUUCAUGAUUGCGUCCAUAAAUCGUGCAAGCACACAGGAUUAUAGCGACAAAGAUCUACAAAUCGAGGCUUUAAAAAUCCAAGCAAAUGAGCUCUUACUUUGUAAACUCGUUCUCAGGGCGCUACCCAAAUGGCUCCGACUAUCAGUUACUAAAUUAUGGGACUAACGGCGCUGUGAGCGGUUCCUUCAGAGACCCUGGCACCAUGCACUCCGGGUCUUUCGGCUACAACUACAAUGGCAUGGACCUAACCGUGAACCGCACCAACACCGGCAGCCACUUCGGGGCGGUGAGAGAGGAUGCCCGGGGAUUCGGGCCGGACGCCCGCUACAGACAGACACCCAACUGCUCGCUCUCCUCGCCAGACCCGGUGCCGCCGUCGUGCGCCAGUGCCAGCCGAGAGCCGCUGGAACUAAAAAGCCCCUCUCCCCCGUGUGACCGGAGCGCGACCUCGGCCGGCAACAGCCAGCUCAACAAAAGCAACAACGCUCAUUUCACAGAGAUUGAGGACUCCACCGUCGCCUCCGAGACCGAGGACGGGGCACACAGCAGCGGCGGCGGCUCCAGCGCGGCACCGCGGGCGCAGCAACAGCAGCAGCAGCAACCGCAGCAGCAGCACCAGGAACCCAACGCCACCUCCUCUACUCCAACAUCAAAUGAUUGCCAAACGCCACAAAUAUUCCCCUGGAUGCGGAAACUGCACAUAAGCCAUGAUAUGACUGGACCUGACGGGAAAAGGGCCCGAACUGCGUACACCCGCUACCAGACGCUAGAGCUGGAGAAAGAGUUUCACUUCAAUAGGUACCUAACCAGACGGCGGAGGAUAGAGAUAGCCCACGCCCUGUGUCUUUCCGAAAGACAGAUCAAAAUCUGGUUUCAGAACCGCAGGAUGAAGUGGAAGAAGGACAAUAAACUGAAAAGCAUGAGCCUCGUAACAGGAGGGAGCGCCUUCCACAACUGAAUAACUUUUUUGGGGGGAAUAAGAGUAAUAAUCAUCAUCAUCAUAACAAUAAUCAUAAUAAUGAUAAUUAAAGGUGGGGGAAAAAACAGAAAAAAGAAAGAAAUCCAUGAGUACUGUAAAGCUAUUGAAUGCGCAGCACCUUCCAGCAUGCUAUUGUGAUAGAAAAAUAAGUAUUCUGUGGUAUUAAAAUGCCAUUUUUUUAGUUUACUGUUGUUGUAUUAUGAUAGCUUAGAUGUCCAAUUUGAAAAAUAAGAUGUAAAUAUUAUUCGGGGUAUUCAUUGUGUUAAAUGCUCUUUUUGUCUCUCUCUCUCUCUCUUGAAGGUGUUAAAAAACUUGAGCUCUUUAUUGUAACUUCUUGACGGUCUAACAGGAGUAAAUCCAUUGUACAGUUAAAAAAAAACAACCAAAACAUUGAAAAAAAAACAAGUUUCCAAACCAUAUGCUGCUCUUCAUUGAAUGUAAUGUAUUCCGGUGGCCAUUCAAAGCGCUUUAGUGUAACUUUUACUGCUAUUUUUGAUGGUUAUCUUGUGGCCAGAUCUCAUAAACUUUCAUCAACAAGCCAAUGUGUAGCUCUAGGACAUUUUGUGCAUCUGUUAUUAUUAUUGUUUAGAGCUAAUUAUGAGCAAUGAAAAUGUAUUCAACCUGUCAAUGUGAUAAUUUUUAGUGCAAAGGGUUAUUCUGUGGAUAGGCAGUGAUGUAAGCGUUUACUUUUUUUGUUUUCGCCAAUAAGCUUUUUGUAUUUGUAAGUGAACUCAUAGCGCUUGAAAAUAAAGUUUCUCUCAAUUGCUUUGAA
Molecule: messenger RNA, 1861 nt
Organism: Solea solea (common sole)
Lineage: Eukaryota; Metazoa; Chordata; Actinopteri; Pleuronectiformes; Soleidae
Gene: hoxb5b
Product: homeobox B5b
Exons: 2
Coding region: 196-1068 (290 amino acids)
Biological process (GO): regulation of transcription by RNA polymerase II; anterior/posterior pattern specification
Cellular component (GO): nucleus
Molecular function (GO): DNA-binding transcription factor activity, RNA polymerase II-specific; RNA polymerase II cis-regulatory region sequence-specific DNA binding
Source: RefSeq, a predicted model, not a curated record